UUAUUACAGGAUCAAAUCCUUCAAGUUUCCAACACCGACUCGCAUGGCGCUGAUAGGGUCGCCGCUUCAGUGGUUGUCGGCUAUUCUUAACUUUAUCCUUUGUCCCAUUUUAAGAUACACCAGACUUCAGACUUCUUCAGUAUUCAACCAGGAACAUGCGUAUUACCUUAUUAAUACUUAUAAGCCAACAUUCACUAUUAUGAGUCCACCGUUCAUGAUCACCCUGAUCAAACCUGAAGACCGGGACCGGUGUGAUUUCACUUGCCUUGAAAUUUUGUUACUGGGUGGCAGUGCUGCACCUGUUGAUCUUAUUAAAGAAUUGAAGAAUAUAACUCCAAAUACAGAAAUAUCUGAUGUCUUUGGAAUGACAGAAAUGAGCAGCAUUAGUUUCUGUAAUGAAGGCGCGCCUCCAGGUUCUUGUGGUAAACCUUUAGGAUGCUUUCAAUAUCGGCUAAUAGACGUGGGUACUGGGAAAGACAUAAACGUACCAAAACAACCUGGAGAGUUAUGGGUUAAAGGACCGUGUUUGUUUAAGGGUUACUAUCACAAUCCCAAAGCCACCGAAGAUACAUUUGCCGAAGACCAUUGGUUAAAAACUGGCGACAUGUUAUUUAGGGAUGAGAACUGGAACUUCUAUUUUGUGGAAAGGAUCAAAUUGCUGUUGAAGUAUAAGAAUUACCACAUAUCCCCAGUAGAAAUAGAAAGCGUAAUCAGAUUACAUCCAGGAAUAUUAGAUGUGGCUUUAACAGGAAUACCAGACCCUGAAAGUGGAGACUUGGCGGUUGCUUGUGUUGUACGUCAGAGUGGCAGCGGGGUUACAGCACAAGAUAUUAAGGAUUUAGUUAAAGGUUAG
Molecule: messenger RNA, 853 nt
Organism: Hyposmocoma kahamanoa
Lineage: Eukaryota; Metazoa; Arthropoda; Insecta; Lepidoptera; Cosmopterigidae
Product: luciferin 4-monooxygenase-like
Exons: 6
Coding region: 44-853 (269 amino acids)
Biological process (GO): fatty-acyl-CoA biosynthetic process; long-chain fatty acid metabolic process
Molecular function (GO): long-chain fatty acid-CoA ligase activity
Source: RefSeq, a predicted model, not a curated record